Molecule: messenger RNA, 1268 nt
Organism: Myxocyprinus asiaticus (Chinese sucker)
Lineage: Eukaryota; Metazoa; Chordata; Actinopteri; Cypriniformes; Catostomidae
Product: sulfotransferase 6B1
Exons: 8
Coding region: 117-1025 (302 amino acids)
Biological process (GO): sulfation
Cellular component (GO): cytoplasm
Molecular function (GO): sulfotransferase activity
Source: RefSeq, a predicted model, not a curated record
CACUCACAUGGACACCAAGAACUUGUGUUAUACUGUGGCCUCUCGUGAGGCGUUUCUCACGCAAGCUCUGGACUUGUGGACUUUACAGCAAGCACCAGGAGAAGUUGGCUGCCAUAAUGACUCAAACAGGAGCUAUGAAUGCAAUGAAGUCCAGGAUGGAGGUAGCGGCAAAAAUGAAAGAUGAAGACAAACUUUACAAGCGAGAUGGAGUUCUAUACUCCACUAUCCUGAGCCCCCCAGAGACACUCGAGAAGUUACAAGACCUGGAAGCCAGAGAGGAUGACCUUAUUCUGGUGGCAUACCCUAAAUGUGGCUUCAACUGGAUGGUGGCAGUCUUGCGCAAAAUCAUGAAUGCUUCCACUGGCAAAAACGAGGCACCACCCGAGAGGCCCCCUCUGGUUGAAUUUUUACCUCCAGAAGCUCAACAGAAACUGGCUGAAACACCUCCACGAAGACUUCUGGGAACACAUUUGCACCCUGAUAACAUGCCUGCCACUUUCUUUACAAAGAAACCAAAGAUUCUAGUGGUGUUUAGAAAUCCAAAAGACACCCUCGUCUCAUAUUUCCAUUUCAUGAACAAAAACCCAGUUCUACCCAGUGCUGAGCCAUGGGACAAGUUCUUCUCUGAGUUCAUGGCUGGUGAAGUUGCCUGGGGCUCUUAUUUUGAUCACGCUCUUGCCUGGGAAAAACGUCUAGAUGACCCUAACGUGAUGAUUGUGACAUACGAGGAACUGAAACAGAACUUAUCAGAAGGUGUGAAAAAAAUUGCGGAGUUCUUCAACUUCCCAUUGACAGAGGAACAGAUCAGCAACAUCGCCGGAGAGAGCACAUUCAAUGCCAUGCUGGAGAACUCGCAGAAGUCUCACGGGAAUUUUGGACAAGUCUUUUUCCGCAAAGGUGAGGUGGGCGACUGGAAGAAUCAUUUUACAGAGGAUCAGAGUAAACAAAUGGACGAGUUUUUCCAAACGAAACUAGCUGGAACAAAACUAGGAGCCAUACUGAAGUAUGACCUUUACUGCCAAUAAAUGUGAAGAUACGACAGAAGCUGCAGACGAAUGAACUAACCCGCACAAAUGGGGAAGGCUUUUCAAAUCACACAGAUUUACUGUCACUUACAUUGGCAGCUAUUCAUGUACAUUUUUAAUAGUUUUGAUGUUUUGUUGACUAGUACAGUACAUUCCAUUAAUUAUUAUUAUCUGUGCGUGUUUUACAAAAAACUCACUUUGUCUUUAAACCUAAUAUGUAUUUGCUAACAUAUAUAUAUAUAU